CCGACUUCCCGUAGCAGUGUGUCAAAAUGCCGGAAGUCGCGGCUAACGCCCAUGUGAAGUUCCUUCAAGUCUGGAGCUGAUGUCGCUUUAUUGUUUUAACAACACCCGCGUCAUAAACACGUCCCUUACCUCGCUGGAUGCAGCGUGCGUGCUUGCGGGAUAAAGUAUGGCAUCCACAGCGGUUUAUUCGCAUCGGGAUCCGAUGCUGAAGAAGAGGGAUGAAUUUGAAGACAUCCUGGAGGAAAGGAGGCACUCCAGUGACCUCAGAUAUGCUGUCAAGUGUUUCACUCCCGUCCUUUACAAAGGACUGGCGCCCUGCAAAGCAGACGUGCUGAAGAGUGCCACCCUUCACUCGGAUCACGUUCACUUUGUCAUCCAUCAGGUUUCCAAAGAGACGGGCAAAGAGGUGGCGGACGUCCAAGCAGAGGCGUCGGCCAUCGUGGAGGAGAUGGCUCACCGCCUGCAGCUCAGCACCAUUCGCUUCUUCGCCUUCACCCUCAGCAAGGUCUUCAAACGCUUGUUCAGGAGCAUCUGCGUCAACGAGGAGGGCAUCCAGCGACUCCAGCAGGCCAUCCAGGAGCACCCAGUGGUUCUUCUCCCGAGUCACAGGAGCUACAUGGACUUCCUGCUCAUGUCGUACAUCCUGUACACCUACGACCUCGCCCUGCCAGUCAUUGCUGCCGGCAUGGACUUCAUGGGGAUGAAAUUUGUGGGCGAGAUGCUGCGCAUGUCCGGCGCCUUCUUCAUCCGGCGCUCGUUUGGUGGCGACAAACUCUACUGGGCCAUCUUCUCCGAGUACGUCAAGACCAUCGUCAAGAAUGGCCAUGCUCCAGUUGAAUUUUUCCUAGAGGGGACGAGAAGUCGAACGGCUAAGUCUUUAACGCCAAAGUUAGGCUUGUUGACCACAGUGAUGGAGCCUUUCCUCAAAGGGGAGGUGUUUGACGUGUGUCUGGUCCCGGUGAGUAUCAGCUAUGAGAGGAUCCUGGAGGAGGCGCUGUACGCCCGGGAACUUCUCGGCGUCCCCAAACCCAAAGAAUCCACUUCAGGUCUCUUUAAGGCCAGAAAGAUCCUGCGUAAAGACUACGGCAGCAUCCAUGUUUACUUUGGUCAGCCUGUGUCAGUCAGAAGUUUAGCGCACGGCCGAGUGGACCGCUGCCAGUUCAACCUGACACCAAGACACAUCCCAGCGAGGCCCAGCGAGGAGACUCAGCGCUUCGUCAACGACGCCGCCUACAGCCUGGUGAGGGCUCAGGAGGAGAACGCUGUCCUGAAGCCGUGGGUGCUGCUGGCGUCGCUGCUGCUCCAGAAUCAGGCAGCGGCAGGGGCGGCGAGUCAGGAAGCGGCGAUGCCGCUGGAUGAGUUGACGGACAAAGCCGUGUGGCUCCGCGACCUCACCCGGCAGUACGGAGCCUUCCUCCACUGGCCUGACCACCAAGCUCCUUUAGAGGUUGUGUCCUCCAGCUUGUCCCUGCAUGGAGGUCUGGUGAGAGUCUCUGAGGGGAGAGUCCAUCUGGCGUUGGAACAAGAUCCUGCUGAGCCUGGCCGUGCUGUCUCACCGGAGGAGGAUCUUCUGGGCCGGGCAGUCCUGGUGCUCUCCUGCGCCUCCUACAGGAACCAGGCGCUGCACAUCUUCCUGCGGCCAGCACUGCUCGCCUCAGCCGUCCACCUUGCCGCAUCCAAGCAAAAACAGCACGUCUUCAACACUUUCAGCUUCCUGAGGAACGUCUUCUCCAACGAGUUCAUCUUGUGUCCCGGAGCCACCGUGCAGGAUUUUGAGGAGGCCUGCUACCUGCUGGAGAAGACUGGAGCACUGCAGGUCACUCGGCAGGAGGUUCUCGUGAUGGAAGGUGGGCAGAGAACCUUCAACUUCCUCACUGGGGCAUUGGAGCCGUUCCUGCAAGGAUACCAGGUGGUUUGUCGCUUCCUGUGUGAGGAGGCCACUGAGGCUCUGACACAGAAGUCCUUCAUACCAGCUGUACGCAAGUUCAUCAUCAAACAGCUGCUGGCAGGUAGGAUAAGACACUUGGAGGUGUUGUCUUCGGACCUGCACAAGAACGCUCUGGCAGCUCUGCUAAGACUAAAAGCCAUAAACAGAGUCCACAGAGCGCAGCAGGACUCCCUGAGUGUCAACAAGGUGAUGCUCAACUCUCUAGAAGACACUUUGGGAGGGAAGCUGCCCACUCACACGGCUGUCACGGCUCGCCUCUAACUCUGCUAAACUGCCAGCUCAUUUGCCAAAAACCACGUGAAAAAGAGCUUGAUCUUCACCAAAGGACGUGGGACUGAUGCGUGUCUUUUUUGUGUGUGUGUGUUGUGUGAAAUAACGCUCCCCAGACAGAGUGUGAAAGCCAGGUUAGAUGAUUGUGCUGAAAGAUGGAGCUGGAGAACAAUGAUGUUUACACCACGCUUGGACUUGAAACUGCCACGUCGGUCUUUGUGAUGGUAAUGUGGAGAUUUAAGAGCUGUUUUUCGGUCGUUGCUGCUGCAGAGCAUCACAGAUGUUGUGUGAUGUCAGCAAAAGAUUUGUACAAGAAAUCUGGCAAUUUAGCUCAACAUGUACUGUAUGAAAGAUGUACUUUGUCCUCUCCACUAGCUUUUUUUUUUAUCCUGCUUUUGUAUUUUGGACUAACGUGUACUUCCUACUACUACUACUACGAUGUGCGUGUGUCAUGUAUAUUGUAAUUAU
This is a messenger RNA of Dunckerocampus dactyliophorus (ringed pipefish), 2686 nucleotides long. It is a transcript of the gene gnpat, whose product is annotated as glyceronephosphate O-acyltransferase. NCBI's taxonomy places the organism in Eukaryota, Metazoa, Chordata, Actinopteri, Syngnathiformes, Syngnathidae. The record is from RefSeq and is a predicted model, not a curated record. Bases 167 to 2209 code for a protein of 680 amino acids. Gene Ontology annotation, molecular function: glycerone-phosphate O-acyltransferase activity. Gene Ontology annotation, cellular component: mitochondrial membrane; peroxisomal membrane. The transcript is spliced from 17 exons. Gene Ontology annotation, biological process: ether lipid biosynthetic process.